Sinocyclocheilus anshuiensis is the source of this 506-nucleotide messenger RNA. Its product is annotated as serine/threonine-protein kinase MARK1-like. The transcript is spliced from 2 exons. The coding region runs from base 65 to 370 and encodes 101 amino acids. The record is from RefSeq and is a predicted model, not a curated record. Lineage: Eukaryota; Metazoa; Chordata; Actinopteri; Cypriniformes; Cyprinidae.
AUCCGGAGAACCCAAGGAGGAAGGCCGUGACUCGAAGCCCAGAUCACUGCGCUUCACCUGGAGCAUGAAGACCACCUCGUCCAUGGAGCCGGGAGACAUGAUGAGAGAAAUCCGCAAGGUGCUGGAUGCCAACAACUGCGACUACGAGCAGCGCGAGCGCUUCUUGCUCUUCUGCGUGCACGGCGACGCGCGGCAGGACAGUCUCGUCCAGUGGGAGAUGGAGGUGUGCAAACUGCCCCGUCUGUCUCUCAACGGCGUGCGCUUCAAACGCAUAUCGGGGACGUCCAUCGCCUUCAAGAACAUCGCUUCCAAAAUUGCCAAUGAGCUCAAGCUCAAGCUGAAGGCUGAGGAUCUCCAAAAAUGCAAUUAAACUCCAAUACAUUUCAUCCUUCCACACACUCUUCCCAUUUAUUCUCUGGACAUGGUACUGUACAUUUCUGCGGAAAGAUCCCUUGGGCCACUGUGGUUCAGUCCCACUGGAGCACAUUAAAGCAUACUUGAAAUGA